This is a messenger RNA of Cuscuta campestris, 1815 nucleotides long. The record is from the annotation of a GenBank genome assembly. NCBI's taxonomy places the organism in Eukaryota, Viridiplantae, Streptophyta, Magnoliopsida, Solanales, Convolvulaceae.
UCUAUCCAUUUCGUGUCUCUCUCCACUCUCGACUCUAAAUUUAUAUUCAUAUCAAAGAUUUGCAGACUGUGUAACUUCGGGUUGAGGAAAUUUCAUCUUCUUUGAGUAAUACCAUAAGAAAAGUCGAUCAGCGGAGCGUAUAAAUUUGGCGUUAUUGAAGAAAAAGAAUAAAUAUACAGUAUUUUUGAAAAAAACCCAGAAAUUGUCGGCCGUAGAAAUCUUGUGAUCUAGGGUUUCUGGGAUAGACUGCCGGGAGUGGAGAAAUGGAUAGCUCGCACGGUGCUGCGUUGAGCGCGUCUCAGGUUGGUUCGUACUUUGUGCAACAAUAUUAUGAAGGGCUUCAGCAGCGACCUGAUUGUGUUCAUCUCUUCUAUUCUGGUGCGAGCUCUAUCGUUAGAGUUGACGGGGAGUCCAGUCAGUCUGCUUCCACACUCAUGGACAUACAGUCACUAAUCCUGUCAGCAACUUUCUCAGGGAUCAAGGUUAAGACAAUAAAUUCGCUCGAGUCUUGGAAGGGAGGUGUUCUUGUUGUGGUUUCUGGGACUGUGAGGCUCAAGGAUUUCGGCAGGUGGAGGGAAUUUGUGCAGACAUUUUUCCUUGCUCCUCAGGAUAAUGGGUACUUUGUUCUUAAUGAUGUCAUAAAUUUUGGCGAUGAUGAGGUGAAGAACCAACCACCACCUGUUGCUGUUGCCGAUAACCAUUUUGGUGCUCAGCCAACUGCACACAGUCCUCAUGGGGAAGCACCAGCCUCAGACUACACAUUGGAGGAGCAGGCAAGAGAAUAUAUGAACAUGGUCAAUCUAGAAGGAAACAAUUCUGUGGGUGAAUAUGAUUAUUCCAAGUAUCAGCAAGAUUUGCAAGAACCUGUCUAUGAGGCAGAAAGAGUGAACGAGGAGCAGCCUCCAUUCGAAGAAGAGUCAUAUGAGUUGCAAAACAAUGUGGAAGCUUCUGAGGUUCCGGAACCAUCUUGGGAAGAACCUGUUGUAGAGACAGCUAAGCUUAGUUAUGCUUCCAUAGUGCGUGCAGCAAAAGGAAAGUCUCCGCCAUCUGUCAGUGUGCAGCCAACUUUCGCCAAGAGCACACCACCUCCUUCAGAAUGGCAGCAGUCAGUCGUUCAACAGUCAAAUGCCAUCUCAGCUGUUUCAUACGAUAACAGUCAUGAACAUGCUGAUGAAGGCUAUUAUCAAGAAGGGGAACCAUUGUCUGUGUACGUUAGGAACUUACCAACUACUGUAUCAACUCAAGAUCUUUUUAGAGAGUUUCAGAACUUUGGAACAAUCAAGCAAGAUGGAGUGUUCUUGAGAAACCGCAAGGAAGUCGGUGUCUGCUAUGCCUUUGUUGAAUUUGAAAAUAUCCAGGGUGUUCAGAAUGCUCUCAAGGCUUCUCCUAUACAUUUAGAUGGAAGGCCAGUCUUCAUUGAGGAGAGGAGACAAAACAACAACAACAACAACAACAACAUGGCUUCGCGUGGAGGACGAGGAAGGGGUGGAAGGGGUAGAGGUCGAUCUGGGGGGCGCGCAUUUGGAAGGGGAACUUAUCAAGACAAUGCUGAUUAUAACAGGGGGAAGAGUAACGGCUUUCGUGCGGUUUAAGAUCUCUGGUCUGCCAGUGUGGCAGAGAGCAAUUGCAGCUGGGUGUUUUUUGUCUUUUCAGUGGUACUUGGUCGUGUAACUCGUUUUGAGGGUUUUGAUUUUUGAAUGUUCGGGGGUGAGGUGUUAGGGUUUUGUUUCCUUUUUUUAUAACGCGCAAACAUAAAAACCAACUUGUGUGCUACAUUGAUGUUUUGCAUUGGGUUAAAGAAUUUUUGACAUUGCU